Aspergillus pseudotamarii is the source of this 1457-nucleotide messenger RNA. RefSeq lists its product as uncharacterized. The record is from RefSeq and is a predicted model, not a curated record. Lineage: Eukaryota; Fungi; Ascomycota; Eurotiomycetes; Eurotiales; Aspergillaceae. Gene Ontology annotation, biological process: metal ion transport; transmembrane transport. The transcript is spliced from 6 exons. The coding region runs from base 1 to 1386 and encodes 461 amino acids. Gene Ontology annotation, cellular component: membrane. Gene Ontology annotation, molecular function: metal ion transmembrane transporter activity.
AUGAUUGCAUAUACCCAAGAUGUCAAAAGCUCUUUACCCCACCUAUACGAUCCUUUCAGUUUGGUGCCCUACCAGGAUGAUCGUUGCCAAGUAGCAAGCUCUCGCAAAUGUUUUCAGGAAGAUGAAUCGAAAGUCCAAGUCGACUGGACGGAUAGCGAUUCAGAACACCGCGUAACCAGAAGCACAUUCACCUCAUUGGGCGAAUUACAAGCACAUCAAAAGAGCGCUUCCACAGAGCCGAACGGACUGCGCUUUAUAUCUAUCAAUCAAGUGAACUCAUGGAGACCCUUAAAUGUUACCAAGGAGAUGUUCGAGGAAGUAGGAAAAUUAACUCGAUCUUCACAUGUGCUGCAUAAUCUAUCACUUUCUUUCCACGACAAGUUUAUGGCUACCGAAGCGGCCUUUAGCAGUGCACCCACGUUUAUUUGGAACGAGCAAUGUAUAGAGGUCGCGUAUAUAUUAAAGUAUGCCUUUCAAAAGAGCAACAAUGACAAGCCCGAUUCCUGGACUGUGCGCCAAACGGGUGUCUAUCAAAAAUAUGACACUGCAAGGAAUCAUUCCACAUGGAUAUUCUUGAAUCCAACCAAAGACUGCCUCUUCCAGCAGCGGCUGAUGGAGAUCCUUAUGUCUCCGUUCCAGUGCUCGCAGUUGAUGUCGCAUCCACUUCUAAUUCAUAAUCUUCUCUUUGCUACAUUUUUUCCGACCUGGAGGGAAUAUAUAGGCUCACAUGAGGCCACAGUUUUGACGGUCUCUAACACGACUAUGACAGAACGCAUCCAAGACCCCCUCAGGGUCAACCAUCAUAUGCUGACCUCCAUUCGCUCCGUGGAAUCCCGGUGUCUCCCGCUGCAAGCUCUCUUUCGCUCCUUUGACAAGACACUACUGAUCUUGCAUAAAGCCAACAAUGCAUUAAGGGAUUGCGGUAGUGUGCAGCAUCUACCGUGGCACAAAAUGGAUCAGCUGCUCGAUAACUAUGAAAGCCAUGCCGACGCCUACUUGCAGGCCGCAUCAUUCCUUCAAAGUCGGGCGGCAACCAUGGCCCAGCUCAUUGCAGACACCUUCUCGUUCAAGAAUUCUCAUACAGCACAGGAGCAAUCCGACUAUAUGUUGGACCUCACUUCAUCCACAGUUGACGAUUCAUCAACUGUCCGCGUUAUCACUGUUGUAACGCUCAUUUAUCUUCCAUCCACUUUCAUGGCAACACUCCUCGGAAUGAACUCAUUCUUUGAGAUGGACCCUGAAACCCACAAGCUCAUUGUAUCUCCGCAGUUUUGGAUAUUCGUCGUGUGCGCUGUGCCCCUAACGGCCGUGACAGUGCUAUAUUGGUGGGUGCGGAGCAAACGUCACCCGAAGCAUGCGAAGGGGAAGGUUGAAUUGCUAGCAUAGGGCGUUAUCCAGUCACUAGAUUAGAUAUUGUUGGCGUGCAUUUGAUGUGAAACACAAGCGUGGCGUUAUUU